CUAAACAUUUCACUGCGCGAAAAAUCACUUACACUACACACACUCGCAUCCCUCUCUCCCUCUCUCUCUCUGUCUGUCUCCACACCUCUCUCUCUCUCUCUUUUUUUUUGACCCUCUCCAUCCUUGCUUGUGUUCGCAGCUUGCUGUGCUCAAGUCGCAAUGUUCUAAAGGGAGAAAUUAGACACUUCUGCACCCACUCAGGACCCGUUUCUUUUCCAUCUUCUCCUCUCUCUCUCUCUCUCUCUCUCUCUCUCUCUCUCCUCCUGCCUGACACGAACCACCGCUCGGACACUGAAGAAGAAGAAGCAGAAGCAGAAGAAGAAGAAGAAGAAGUUCAGAGCACGUGACAAAGAGCCGGAACUCCUUUUAUUUAUUAAUUUUUACGCUCUUAUUUAUUUAUUUAUCUCUAUCACUAUUUAUUUGCAACCUAUUUAUUAGCUUACUUCAAGGAUCUCCACAAACAUGAAAUUGCUGCUCGACUCCUCCUCCUCGCUGCUCUUCUCCGUCCUAUUGGCUCAGCUGCCGUUGUUUACGUCGGCGCUUCCCGCCCACACGCGACGUCCCCACGCCGAUUUCGACAAGCUGACCAACCAGACGAGACAUCUGCAGAAGAUGACCCACGACCUGAUCAAUGACCACAAGGGUGAGCCGGUGAUCGACCACCACAGGUUCAAGUCUCUUCCAGCCAUCAACAGCAGAGCCAAUGACCUCAGCUCACUGGAGUUGAAGCCUACGCUUUCUCAGCUCCAAGCUGACUUCAAGACUUUCGAGCACCAUUUCGAGUGGCUGAACAAGGUGUCACAGAAGCACCAUCACUCCUCGGCAUCAAAGCUAGGCGAAAUGAUCACACAUAUUAAGAGUCUCAACAGCCUGCUACAGCGCCAGAUACAGCAAGUGGACGCCCCUCGAAUCAUCGUACCUCCUCCCUCCUUCCCUCCCCAACCCUCCUCCCAAUGGGAGAUGAAUCAGUCUUCACAGGUGCUUCUUCAGAGGUUCAGGCUUUUCUGUGAUUGGGCGGUGCGUGCUUUCCUCAGCCUCAAGUCCAAAACGCAGGCAUGAGGGCUGCUGUCAGUCCCGCAGCCAAUCACGACCCACCAUUUCUACACUACAGCAACUGGCCAUUCCUCUGUCCCUCUGUGAACUACCAGCCUGGUGCAUAUGUGAGCUGAUCAAAUGGCAGCAGCGUUAUCGUCACUGAUCUGUAGUCAUUGGCACAUUGAAACCACAGCUCCCACAGCUGUGAGUGUUUGGACUACAGCGACACAUCACUGCCAACAGCCUGCUUCCGAUCAUCUGCAUAAUUUCAUCUAAAUUUCACUUUCUUCUCUCGCUCGUCAUUUUUUUUUUUAAUUCAACCUAUUCAUUAUUUAUGUAUUUAUUUAUUUAUUGAGCGGUUAUUUAGUUAUUUAUUUGGUGUCAUUAUUUAUUUGAUUCUUUGAGGAAAAAAAAAAAACACCGUCAUUUUCUUUACCAGUUAUGUUCAAGUUUAAAAAUAAAUUGUACUGUCUUCCUGUUUUCCAUCUUUCUCUCUUUUCUAUAUUAUUGUCUUCUAGCCAUUCUUCCAAAAAUCUGUUGAUAUGCCUCCUAUUUAACAAAUUGUAUUCUUCCUUGUGUCUUUUUUUUUUUUUUUUAUUCAGGAGGCAUGUGUUCUCGAUUGUUACCUAGAUUGUUUUUGCCACUAGAUGUAGCAAUAUUGCUGGGUUUGUAAGGUGUCUCUUAAAUUAGCAAAUGGGGAAAAAAGUGUCACAAAGCACUGACCUACACCAUUGCUGCCUUUUUUCUCCUUUUUUUUUUUUUUUUUGUCUCCUUCUUUGCACAGUAUAUUUGGGUUUGUGUUUUGGAUCCUCUGAUUCAGAAGAUGUGCUUUGACGACUAACCUGUUCUUAAGCAAUGUUAAACGAAAGAAAAAAAGAGAAACAACCCAAGCCUUAAAAUACUAUGUAUUGUGAUAUCGUGAUUAUUUGGUAAUGUACAGGUGUACAUACAUCAUCCUGAAUGUAAAUUGUUAUGUACAGCGCAAAUGUGUAUUAUAUUAUAGUUUUCUAUGAUAUAAGGCCCCUUGCUCUGGCAAUUGUAUCGCAAUAUCAAAAUUAUUCUCUUUUCAUUUUUUUUUUUUUUUUUUUUGUUUUGUUUUUUUUUUUAGUAUUUUGAUAUACUAUUUAUUAUGUUUUCAUGUUAUUUAUUUUCACUGAAGAGAAGCAAGCCUUCUGUAAUUUUUAUACUUUUAUACUACUUAUAAUCAGACUUUAUCAUUGCUAUUGAAAUUUUAAUGUUCAACCGCAUUGCGUCACAUGCUGUAAGAGACAUUGCUGUUUGACAGAAAGGUGUCAAGAGUGUGUCAGAUUCAAUAAAGGAGUUAAUAGCAACGACUAUUGCAC
Pangasianodon hypophthalmus (striped catfish) is the source of this 2378-nucleotide messenger RNA. It is a transcript of the gene il11a, whose product is annotated as interleukin 11a. Lineage: Eukaryota; Metazoa; Chordata; Actinopteri; Siluriformes; Pangasiidae. Gene Ontology annotation, cellular component: cytoplasm. The transcript is spliced from 5 exons. Gene Ontology annotation, biological process: positive regulation of MAPK cascade; positive regulation of cell population proliferation. Bases 463 to 1059 code for a protein of 198 amino acids. The record is from RefSeq and is a predicted model, not a curated record. Gene Ontology annotation, molecular function: growth factor activity; cytokine activity.